Molecule: messenger RNA, 252 nt
Organism: Haemonchus placei
Lineage: Eukaryota; Metazoa; Nematoda; Chromadorea; Rhabditida; Trichostrongylidae
Source: the annotation of a GenBank genome assembly
AUGUGGCUUUUUCGGCGUAAGCACGUGGCUGAUUUUGCAGUAUCCCAACCUCCAUAUGCGGCUGACGCAAUUCCUGUUCGUCCAGUGUCGGAUCUGUUGAAAGCUCUUGGGUUCACAAUUGGUGUUGGGGCCGCUGCAUUUUCUAUUGCUGCCUUAGCCGACUAUAAACGUAGUAGGGACGCGUUCCAUUUCAGUGGUUUCACAUUCGACAGUAGAACGGGAGUACGGGCUACAUCAAGGGAACACUUAUGA